This is a messenger RNA of Odontomachus brunneus, 867 nucleotides long. Its product is annotated as thyroid transcription factor 1-associated protein 26 homolog. Bases 130 to 639 code for a protein of 169 amino acids. The transcript has 3 exons. Gene Ontology annotation, cellular component: nucleus. Lineage: Eukaryota; Metazoa; Arthropoda; Insecta; Hymenoptera; Formicidae. The record is from RefSeq and is a predicted model, not a curated record.
GCGACCACUGAAAUAUAUACUAGUUGCUUUCCAACAAGAGACACAAGUCGACACAAGUAUCAUCCUAUCUUUGUUACUCAUUAAAUGUGGAAUUAUUACUGUUGAAAAACAGAUGUUCUAUAGGCUGCUAUGAGGAAUAAUAUGAAAAAUAUUGAAAAUAAGGCUCGCCGAAAACAAGGAGACGACAAAAAGAAGCAACAUGAGAAAACGUUCGAUAAAAAAAAAUAUAGGUUGAAAAAGUACAGCAAUAAGUAUAAAAUUAAUCAAUGGGAAGAAAGAAGAAGAAAGGCCGUGAUGCGUGAAUUUCACAAGGAACUCAAGAGAAAUCAACAGGAUUCCACGCAAACCUUAACAGAUUUAAGUGAUACAUCAAAGGACACAGAUACAAGUAACUCAGAAAAGAAGAACUAUGCCUUUUUUAAGGCCAAACAAGCCCAUAAGUGUAUAAUGAAAGACAAGAAGGAGAAGAUGGAAGAAAUCAAUCGUAAAAAGGAAGAAAGCAACGAAGCCUUAAAGAAAUACAAAGAGAAGAAAAUGCAUACUUUCAGGGCAUUAUCGAAGAAAACUAAGAAAGGACAACCCGUCAUGAAGGGCAGGAUAGAGUUAUUACUGGAAAAAAUCCAGGAAAACUUAACGUGAUCUAUAAUUGCUACUUAGAGAAUAUAAUAAUUUGUUUCUGCUAUUUGGCUAAAAUAUGAUGAAAUCAUAAAAAUAAAAGAAUAGUCACACAUAUUGUGCAUUAUGAUAUAGCCUAAUAUCAUUAAAAAGAGAAAACAUUUGUUUCUAUAAUAACUAUGUAUAAACAUGUAUAAAAUACUUGAAUUUUGUAGUUUCUUAAAAGUAUUAUUAAAGAAGCACGAGUCAAAA